Molecule: messenger RNA, 534 nt
Organism: Linepithema humile (Argentine ant)
Lineage: Eukaryota; Metazoa; Arthropoda; Insecta; Hymenoptera; Formicidae
Source: RefSeq, a predicted model, not a curated record
AUGUCUUCAAGUUGGGAGCUCUUCAACGAGAUCGAGAUCCUUCUGGACGAAUGCCUCAAGCUGGAGACCACGACGCCUUCGCCGCUGACUCGCGCUGUCCCCAGGAUGGGGACCAGCGUCCAGCGGUCGGACGUACAGAACCGGCAUCAGGCCGAGUUCUUGGUCUCUUCACCGCCAUCACCACCAAAGGUACGGAAGGAACAGCCGACUGCCGUGCCGACCAACGCCGUACGGCUACUACCAGCCGUUGCCACACGGCCACCACCAGCCGUUGCCACACAGCCAACACCAGCCGCUGCCACACAGCCAACACCAGCCGCAGUCGCACCACCGGCACCAGCCGCCGCAUCACCGGCACCAGCCACUGCAUCACGGCCACCACCGCCGCCGCCAGCUGCCUACAGUAGACCAACGCUUCCAUCGCCGAUAAUGGUGGAAUACGCACCAGGGCAGUUCGCACCGAUACCGUACUUCUCGGCCAUCCUAGGUCCGCUGCUCGACAGCGAACAUCCGAUCCUGCGAGUGUACUCGUAG